This is a messenger RNA of Didymodactylos carnosus, 1225 nucleotides long. The record is from the annotation of a GenBank genome assembly. Lineage: Eukaryota; Metazoa; Rotifera; Eurotatoria; Philodinida; Philodinidae.
UCCCAGAUUUUGACCUCAUAUUCGUUAUUAGCGUUAAAUUCUGCGUCUAGUGAUGUGUCACGUAACCACUUUCAAGAAAAAAAAUUUUCGAUGUUGCAAAGGGGGACCUCAGCCUUAAAAUUUUUGAAAAAAACGAAAGUGAGUUUUUUGAAAAUCUGAAGCGACAGUUUUGUUCAGAAUUUGAUGCUGAUUUCAACCAUGUAAUUUUUAUUCGAAAAAAAUUGAGGCCACAAAACCGCCUUAUCCGCUUCCCUCCGUUCAAUUAUUUUGUGAGAAACUACUAAAUGUUAAAUAUUUAUCUUGCACAGCGUGUGAUUUAUCAUUUACGGAUGGGGAACUGUGGGAAAAUCUCAUAACAACAUGUUUUCCCUUCUUAUUCCAAUUUAAUUUAUUAUUUGCAUUUAUGUAUCCUGUUCCAUCUCAUAUCAAUAUUUCAGAAAUAACUGAAAAAUUUCAAACACAAUUUUGGUCACAGCGAAAGUUGUAUUUUGUUUGUGAUUAUUGUCCCAGUAAUCGAGCAACAUUAGAACUCUAUUCAAUGCCUUACAAUAAUGCAGCUAUUGAGCCUCUUAUAAAUAUUUAUAAAACCACUUCAUCAUCGAUAAUGAUUUAUGACAAAGUGAAAGAGUUAUUUAUAAAGUUUUCAACAACAAGAGAUUUGAAUACACAGCGAAUAUAUCCAAAUGUUUCUUCUCUAGUAUUGCUAAAUGAAGAUGAUAAUGGGGAACUUUUCAUGCCGUUUCCUUCGUUACCAUUCGUUUCUGAUAUUGGAAAAAUCAUCGUGUGGGAAAAUCUAAGAAAGUUAAGAUAUUUUUGUAACAAUUAUGAUCUAAUGGUGGAUGUAUUGAAAUGUGCAAAAAACAUAAUUGAACUUGAAUUUCUGUUCGGCUAUUUUAAGAACAUACUAGAUAAAAUUAACUGGUUAUUUAUUAAUAUCAAAACCUUCAAUCUGGUUGAUGGUUUCCUUGAGACGAACACAAUCGAAAAAUUAUCUAUAUCGUUUCCACAACUUGAACAUUUAACGGUAGAGAUUGACGAAGACUACGAACUUUAUACAAUCUUACCGUUAUUGGUUAAUCUUAGCAACAUAAGUUAUGUUGCUAUCCGCAUUUACUCAGUAAAACUUUGGAAAGAAGAAAUUGAAUAUUGGUUAAAAACAAACACGCUCUUCAGUAACUUUAGUAUUGAUUUUGAUGGAUUUCGCUUAAGACUGUGGUGUGAAUAA